GCGCCGCGCAUAAAGAGCGGCGCUCCCACCGCGCAUCCCCCCAAAAAAUAUUCAUCACCGUCAGGCGGCCACUCGCCGGCAUGGACGUGGCAGGGAGCGCUCUGGAAGCGCCCUGGUGCCCUCCGGGCCCCGAGGCAGUCGCCCGCCCCUCACCGCUGGGCCUCUCACCCCGCGAUGCUUCGUCCCCGUCCGACUCGGCGCGUCACGCCCUGCUCGUGGUGCUGGGCGAACUCGCCAGCGAGAAUCAAGUGCGGGCCGCGGUGGCGGACGUGGAGAGAGGUGUGCGUGCCUGGGACGUCGACUCCACGUCGUGCCAUCUCGACCAGCAGCUGCAGCUCUUCGUGUCGCGACACUCGGCCCGGUUCUCCUCCGAUGUCAAAGGUCAGUGACCCCCUCCCCCUUCCCCGCCCCCC
Molecule: messenger RNA, 413 nt
Organism: Petromyzon marinus (sea lamprey)
Lineage: Eukaryota; Metazoa; Chordata; Hyperoartia; Petromyzontiformes; Petromyzontidae
Source: RefSeq, a predicted model, not a curated record